AUGGCACUGCUCGACAUUCCCACGAGCGAGUUCCUUGCGCAUCCAUGGAUGGCGACAGCGACAUCUAUCGUGCUGCUGAUCUUAGCCCGCACAGUACAUCGUAUCUACUUCCACCCGCUAUCUCAUAUCCCCGGGCCUUUCUUUUCCAGUGUAUCCUCAUUAUGGCUGCACUAUCACGCAUACAUCGGGGACGAAGCCAGUAGCAUUCACCGUCUCCACCUCCAAUACGGUCCAUACGUUCGCGUGGCGCCAAACGAAGUCGACAUCAGUGAUGCAGAUGCCGUCCAGCCAAUCUACGUAGCAAAGGGCGGAUUCUCCAAGGCGCCGUGCUACGCCAAUUUUGAUAUCGACGGCCACAAAACCAUCUUCUCGACUACAAGCCACGACUACAGAGCUCCAAGGGCUAAAGCUGUCGUACAGUUAUUCUCGACGAAAUGCUUGCGAGAAAACAGAGAUGCGAUUUCAGGUUGUGUGGAUCGGAUGGUGAAGAGACUGGGCGAAGAAGCCGUCUCUCAGAAGCCGGUCAACGUGUUGAACUUGACGAGAGCGUUAGCUGUCGAUGCAGUGUCGACCCACCUGUUCCGCGAGAACUACGACGGAGUAAGCGAGAGCGGGCCAACUUUGAGUGUGAGCGCAUUCGUCGAUGCUUUUGUGGCCGUCGGGCGCUUCUUUUAUUUGCCAACGACAGUGUUCAUUUGGUUGGAGUGGGCAAUAGGGAAAUGGAUGGCCAAUCAAGAAACGGAAGAAAGUAUGAUGCUCGUCGACAAAUUUGUGAAAAGCGUGGUCUCAUCCACGUCAACUCAGUCGGAAACGUAUCCGGGCCGAUUGAUGGCCGCAGGAAUCGGUAACUCAGAGGUGGAAGCGCAGUGCAAGGAUCUGCUUUUCGCAGGAACCGACUCGACAGGGAUGAAUCUGGCGACUAUCAUAAGAGGUCUUUUGAUACACCCCGAGAAGUAUGAGAGGCUGAAACGAGAGGUGCAUAACAACGCAGCACUCGGCGCUAGAGCUCAAGAUGUCCAAGCUCUACCUUAUCUUACUGCAGUCGUCAAGGAAAGCCUUCGUAUUAGCAUGGCGAACCCCACACGUUUGCCCCAUGUGGUACCAGCAGGUGGCUGGAUGUUCAAGAAUACAUUUUUCCCAGCAGGCUCGAUAGUAGGAUGUUCUGGUUAUGAGCUUCACUUCAACCCGGUGAUCUUCUAUGAGCCACGGGAGUUCAUACCCGAGCGUUGGCUGGAGGCAACCAAAGACAUGUCGAAGUACUGGUUCGCUUUUGGAGCAGGCAGUCGAGCAUGCAUAGCCAGAAACUUGGCAACUUUGGAACUGCACCUUGCAACAGAGAGAUUGGCUAGCAGCAAUGUCCUUGAGGGCGGACAAGUGGUACAAGAAGGCGACGUUGAGAUCUACGAGUGGUUCAACUCCAAAGUCAAAGGUGAAAAGAUUGAGAUUGUCUGGAACUAA
Messenger RNA from Ascochyta rabiei, 1458 nucleotides. RefSeq lists its product as uncharacterized. Bases 1 to 1458 code for a protein of 485 amino acids. The record is from RefSeq and is a predicted model, not a curated record. The transcript has a single exon. Lineage: Eukaryota; Fungi; Ascomycota; Dothideomycetes; Pleosporales; Didymellaceae. Gene Ontology annotation, molecular function: monooxygenase activity; oxidoreductase activity, acting on paired donors, with incorporation or reduction of molecular oxygen; iron ion binding.